Telopea speciosissima is the source of this 1376-nucleotide messenger RNA. RefSeq lists its product as uncharacterized. The coding region runs from base 175 to 933 and encodes 252 amino acids. Lineage: Eukaryota; Viridiplantae; Streptophyta; Magnoliopsida; Proteales; Proteaceae. The transcript is spliced from 4 exons. The record is from RefSeq and is a predicted model, not a curated record.
UAGCAGGCUUAGGCGCUUAGCUUGCAAGACGCAACAAGUGGGUUGUGUGCAUUCUUAUCCUUUUCACCGUUCUCUAGUCUCGCCCUUCUUCUAUUGCUCCGGCAAUGGCAAUCUCUCGUGAACUUCUCAUCUGAAUCUCUCUUUCUUUUUCGAAAGGGAUCGAAGUUAGCAGAAAUGUUAUCUCUUCAUUCAACGCAGCAGUUCAUUGCUUCCACUCUCCCUAAGAUGGCCCUGAGAACUACUUCUCCACUUCCACAGAGACUCAAGUGGUGGCCGUUGCAACAGAGGAUCUGUCCCCGCAUGUUGAAUUCUAGACCACAUGGAUACCAUCAAUUUCAGAAUACCAGGUCCACUGUCUCAUGCACAAUAAACAUGGCCGCAGGACAGUCAGAUGGGCCCAAGAAAAUGAAUCUGGACCAAGCAAUCGAGAAGGCAAGGAAGAUUUGGGAAAGUUUUCCCGAACCAGUCAGGAGGUUCCCCUGGACCAGAGCUUUGGAGAACUUUAUUCAGUUCAAUCUUGACCUUGUUUAUGCAGUUGCAAAGUACUUAAGUGUACCCUUUCUGGUGGUUUCCACACUGAGCGAGAUGUCCUACUGUGCUCAUGAAAGGAAGAUGCGUCUGAUACCCAUUCCCAUACUCGCAGGGAUUGCCGUUGCUGGAGUUUUGAGGGAGACAGCAUUAGAAAUAUCUCCAAGUCUUAAGAGAGCUGAAUAUCCUUGGCAUCUUCUUGCCAUUGCAAUCUUCUUUACAUUGCUCAAACUCCCAGGGCCUUAUUACCCAUACUGGGGACGCAUAUUGAUUCCUCACUUCGCAAAUGGUGGACUAUUCAGUAUUUUAUGGUUCGCUUUUCUGUGGUAUAGAAGGCCCCAAGGGGAAGAAACCUUGCAACAUACUUCUCCAGAUGGAACUCAUUCUGAAGAGAAGAAGCUGUGAUGCUAUUGUGGAUUUGUGGGCAAAACUUGGAGCAGAAAGGAGGGAUACCUGCCAGUUGAUCGUUCUCUUCAACAUUUCUUAGCUUUGGCAUUGGAAGAGUGCCUUCUGGCCCAUCACAUACUGGGUGGCUUCAUUUGUUUCCCAAGCAGAGUAUGGUGUUAAAGGCGAAUCAUCAGUCCCCUCCGGAACAUUCACUUGUUUAGCCGGUUGUACAACUCAUCCAAUUUUCAGCUACUUCGUUCAGCCAAAGAAAUGGAGGAAGGCAAACAUUCAGGUUAAUGUAGAGAUGACGAGGAGGUAGCGUAGUUGAUAUUACUUUGUUUAUCAUUAUAUGGUAAUUGAAUUGAAUGCCUUUUCUUUGUAGUUGAGUAAGAUAAUUUGGCUGGAGAUGAUGGAAAACUAGAAACAGUUUUGAAUGCAUGAAAGUUGAGUUGAUAGUUGUA